AUGGCUAUCUGCAGGGAGAUGAUCCAGCAUAGGCCUUACACUCAGAAAGUUGAUGUUUAUAGCUUUGGGAUUGUUCUUUGGGAGCUUAUAACUGGAAUGCUUCCCUUCCAGAACAUGACAGCAGUGCAGGCGGCAUUUGCAGUUGUCAAUAAGGGUGUCAGACCUAUCAUUCCCAGUGACUGCUUACCUCUUCUUGGCGAGAUCAUGACGAGAUGCUGGGAUGCCAACCCUGAUGUCAGGCCACCCUUCACUGAAGUUGUGAGGAUGCUUGAGCAUGCAGAGACUGAUAUCAUGACGAAUGUCCGCAAGGCCCGUUUUAGGUGUUGCAUGACGCAACCAAUGACAGCGGACUGA
Molecule: messenger RNA, 354 nt
Organism: Prunus armeniaca (apricot)
Lineage: Eukaryota; Viridiplantae; Streptophyta; Magnoliopsida; Rosales; Rosaceae
Source: the annotation of a GenBank genome assembly